Molecule: messenger RNA, 1191 nt
Organism: Anneissia japonica
Lineage: Eukaryota; Metazoa; Echinodermata; Crinoidea; Comatulida; Comatulidae
Exons: 3
Coding region: 1-1191 (396 amino acids)
Source: RefSeq, a predicted model, not a curated record
AUGUCGUUAGUGAGGCAAGAUCUCUUGAAACAUCUGAGUUACAAGCAGGUAAAAGAUAACCCCUUUGUGAAUCAUUCAACCGUGAAUAAAAUAACGGCAACAAGAGGGAGAGAACAUAUAGUGGUGAGAAGUUAUAGAAAUAUUAUUGGUAAAAUCAAAUGUGAUGUCAUCGACCGUGAGGGUAUAACACACAAGUUAAGUGCUAGUGUUGCUGAUUAUAGGUAUAAGCCCACAUUGCUUGGUCUUGAUUGGAUGGCAGUGGUUAAGUUAGACUGGAAAAACAUAGUAAAAAAUCUACACUCCAGGUAUGUUAACAGUUGCGCACAUCAGAAUGAUGUAAGUGAAUCUCAAUGUUCUAAAACAGUCGGAAACAGUAAUUCCGAGUUAAAUGUGUUGUUUAAAAGGUAUGAAAACUUGUUCGAAGAUUCAUAUGAUGGCAUGAGACAUGAGCUAGCUCACAUAAAUAUUAGAGAAAAUGUUACUCCUGUGUAUGUUAAAGCCAGGUUUGUUCCAUAUGCUAACAAAUGCAAAGUUGAAAAUGAACUUAAAAAGUUAGAAGACAAUAAUGUAAUACAUAAAGUCAAAUACAGUGAUUGGGCAACUCCUAUUGUGGUAGUCCCAAAGUCUGAUGGUACAGUUAGAAUCUGUGGUGAUUAUAGUGUAACAAUCAAUAAGUUCAUUGAUGAUGAAGUGUAUAAUCUUCCAAGCUCAGAUGACCUGUAUGCUGAAUUAGCUGGAAAACGUGUUUUUACUAAGCUAGAUUUGUCCCAUGCAUAUGCUCAACUAAAUUUAGAUAAACAGAGCAAAAGCUAUGUUACGAUAAACACACAUAAAGGUCUUUACUCAUACAACAAAUUACCAUAUGGUGUAAAGCCAGCUUCAAAGAUCUUUCAAGGCAAAAUGGAUAAGAUAUUGAACGGUAUCGAAAAUUGCUUGUGCAAUCAGGAUGAUGUCCUCAUCAGUACCGAAACAGUAAAUGAAAACUUGGCGGUAAUAAAGGAAGUAUUUCAACGAUUUGAACAUUACAAUGUUCGCUUGAAACCCGCAAAAUGCCAAUUCCUGAUGGAUGAAAUAAAACAUACAUGUAGCCCAGUAUACCAUGCUGCCACUAAUGGAGCAGCUGAACGAGCUGUAAGAGUAGUAAAAGAGGCUUUGACUAAGCAAGUACUUGAUGGUAACUCCAAGCAAUGA